Messenger RNA from Anguilla rostrata (American eel), 2964 nucleotides. RefSeq lists its product as uncharacterized. Gene Ontology annotation, cellular component: nucleus. Gene Ontology annotation, molecular function: DNA-binding transcription factor activity, RNA polymerase II-specific; protein dimerization activity; RNA polymerase II cis-regulatory region sequence-specific DNA binding. The coding region runs from base 316 to 2436 and encodes 706 amino acids. The transcript is spliced from 12 exons. Lineage: Eukaryota; Metazoa; Chordata; Actinopteri; Anguilliformes; Anguillidae. Gene Ontology annotation, biological process: regulation of DNA-templated transcription; spermatogenesis. The record is from RefSeq and is a predicted model, not a curated record.
AUUUUCAUUCGAUAUACCAACAUUUGUGAAUGUAUCACUGCAUUACACUUCGCAUGCAAAUUACAGGAACAAUGGAAAUUAAAAUGGUAAUGAUCCUUAGCAGAGACUAUACUUAUGUAUAUUCCAAUAGGCAAUGUGCUUAGGUGUUCUUUUCUAUCACAAAAAUUAGUUAUAUCAACUGGUCUCUAUCACGAAUAUUACUCGUUUAUACAAACAUUUGCUGCGCGGCGUUAGGGCCUGUAAUCACCUUCAGGUGCGCGCUGCGGACACGGACUCGCAUUAAUCGCUGUCAAUAACGUUAAUUGAAAAGGGAAAAUGCACGUGCGCUGCCGUACAGCAGCAAAGCUGUCUUUCUACAAGCGUGAAACCGCAUUUCCACGAGGCCUGAAAAUGACCUCUACUUACGAAUCCGAAAAACAUCAAUCCAACCAGACUGCAGAUUUGACUGACACAUACAGGGCUUUCCAGUACCCAAAGGUGGCCGUCAGCGUCCUGCUGAUUGGUGACGACGAUGUCGUGCUUAAGACCUCCGGGCUCGUCUGGGAUACCCUGCCCAGGUUCGCAGAGGUCAGGCUGGUGAAGCUUGUGCCCCUGAGUGCUGUCCCAUUUGUGGACCCCCGAAACUUCCAGCUGCUCUUCUUCCACCUGAGCGACUCCAACACGUCAGCAGAGCUCGAAGCCCUCCGCGACCUCAGGGAGAGGAGCUGCAAGCAUUCAGACAGAGCAGUGUGCGUCCUCGUUGUGCCAGAGGCCGGUCCAGACGUUCCAGACAGCGCGGCAGACUUCAUGCUGACCCAGCCAGUCACCGUGGAGACCGUGGAGGAGGUCCUCAGAAGGUGCAGCUUCCUGUCAGAGCAAAGCCAAAAUGACAGCCCCUCUGCCUCUGCAAGCUCCAACACUGCGGUGGGACAAGAACCUGAACCUGAGGCAGCCGAUCAUCAGGCAGAACCAGCGACACCUGUGCAGGAAAGGAGCAGGGCUGAGAGUGUGGCCGGUCCCAGCGGGCCCCUGCCGGAGGGGCCCAGCGCGGAGCUCACCAGCGGGGACCUGCAGGCCUUCCUGCACUCCAAGAAGGAGCAGCAGAGGAGGAUGCAGAUCAGGCAAUGCUGCGAGCGCCUACGCGAGCUGCUGCCGUUCAUCAGGUCCCGGACGGACACGGCGUCCACCCUGGAGCUGACCGUCAAAUACAUGGCCUACCUCCGGCAGCGGCUGCCCCAGGACAUUUUGGAUAAGGUAGUUAAAGCCCUAGAAGAGAAUGGGCCCGAGAGAUGGUACAAACCAACUAAAGCCCCUAAGAAGCGCCGAACGACGUGCCCGGCGAGGAAUAAAACGGCGGACGUGCCGAUCGCAGUCCCGACCGACGCCAGUUUUGCUGAUGAUUUUAUUGCAGCGCACGUUUUGGGGAGACACAUUCAGCCCAAGGUGGAGGGGAUCCAACCCGUUGGCCCGCUCCCUCCGGGCAUGCUGAUGAGCCAGCCCUUCGACCCUCCCCCAGGUCUGACCUUGGUCCCCGGCCUGACCUCGGGCCCGGGUCUGACCUCGGCCCCAGGUCCGAGCUCGGCCUCGGGCUCGAGCGUAGCGCUGGGGCAGGCGUCCGGUCCCUAUGGUCAGGCGUCCGGUCCCUACGGUCAGGCGUCCGGUCCGUACGGUCAGGCGUUCGUAAUGAACCAGGCCUACGGCGAACCAGCAGCGCCGGGGCCCGGCUACGGGCCGCCGGUGUUCUGGAAGCAGGCUUGCGGCCCGGUCUCGUCGGGCGUGGUGAACCAGAACUUCGUCCCGCAGACGGUUCACAACCCGGGUCAUCCCUUCCUCCGGGGGUCAUCCCUUCCUCCGGUUCAGACGCUGAUGGUGGGCCCGGGAUUCCUCCCUCGGGUGGGUCCGGACCCAGGGUAUCCUCCCCCGCCUCCUCGGCAUGUGAUGAUGAACCAGACCUUCGCUCCCCUGGGGUCCCUGAAUGACCCCCGCCCUCCGGGGGUCACCACCAACCUGCCGCCCGCGUGCGCCGCUGCGUCCGGGGGCGUGUCCGACUACGGGCCAAUCACGACGGCGGGCUCGUGGGAGGACCGUCUGCUCACUGAGAUACUUUACGACUCCGCCCCCUCCCAGCCCAGCUUAAGCUCCUCCCACAGUGCCAUCAGAGGGGAUAACCUGCCACAGAGCUCCGCCCCCGUGCACCCGUUCUCCUCUUCCCUGUCCCGUCCACCCCAGUGGGAUUUUGGCUGUGGGAGUGGACCUGUGUACCCCCUUCAGCCGUACUUCCUGGAGAGUUUACCCCCACCCUCCAUCAUCCACCCGAUCCCAGCUCAGAAUGCUACUGGUCCAGGGUCCAUUUAUCCAUUUUUGGGAGAUGUGGGCACCAAUAAACUGUACGGACAGCACUACACAGGACCCACCGACUACCAGAUAAAUUUAAACUGGGGAAAUGGAUCAAGUUAAAGAAGAUGGAUGGCAUGCUCAGGAAGGUCCACAGAAAAGUAAAGUUUAAUUUUAUUUAUUUAUUAUUUAUCUAUUUUUAACUGGUUUUGUUUCAUGCUUUGCAUUUUGUGGCCUAAUUUUGAGAUGGAUUUGUUGUCAUGUACAUUUACAUAAAGCCUGUGAAAUGUCUUCCUGUUAUGUCUUUGUUCAAGCACUGAGGCAUCUUAGUCCAUAUUUGUUCAUUGUAACCUUAUUUUCCUGGUUUGCAAAUGUUUUUCAACAACUAAUGUGUUAUUGGCUUUGAAUCACUGUUUUAUUUAAAGAUUUGGGGGGAAAUUGUUGCUGUCAUAUCAUGAUGUACUGUUGUGUUCCAACAUCUGUUUAGUCUUUGUGCUGUUUUACUGACAACAGAUAUCUGCUGUGGGUCUUAGAUGUAUACUCCAGGACCUGGAAAAUGUAUCUCCCUUUAAUGCACAUUUCUGAAACAAAGCCAUUACAUAUGUGACUUGAAUGAAUCACUUGUUGGAAACUAAAGGGCUAUGGAAGAGC